Peromyscus maniculatus bairdii (prairie deer mouse) is the source of this 4091-nucleotide messenger RNA. It is a transcript of the gene Rufy2, whose product is annotated as RUN and FYVE domain containing 2. NCBI's taxonomy places the organism in Eukaryota, Metazoa, Chordata, Mammalia, Rodentia, Cricetidae. Gene Ontology annotation, cellular component: cytoplasm. Gene Ontology annotation, molecular function: metal ion binding. The record is from RefSeq and is a predicted model, not a curated record.
GAACCGGGUCAGACGCGGUGGCCGCCGCGCGCCUGCGGGGAGCUCGCUGCUGACCCGCCCCGCGAGCCCGUGCCCCACACGCACCGUCGCCAUGGCUACAAAAGACCCCACAGCUGUGGAGAGAGCCAACUUGUUAAACAUGGCCAAGCUGAGCAUCAAAGGACUCAUUGAAUCUGCCCUGAGCUUCGGCCGCACUCUGGACUCGGACUAUCCCCCCCUCCAGCAGUUCUUUGUGGUUAUGGAACACUGUCUGAAGCAUGGCCUUAAAGUGAGAAAAUCAUUUUUGAGUUAUAACAAAACUAUUUGGGGCCCCCUGGAACUGGUGGAGAAGCUGUACCCAGAAGCAGAGGAAAUCGGAGCGAGUGUCCGGGACUUGCCUGGCCUGAAAACUCCCCUGGGCCGUGCUAGGGCGUGGCUCCGAUUAGCCCUCAUGCAAAAAAAAAUGGCCGAUUACCUGCGUUGCUUAAUUAUCCAGAGGGAGCUCCUGAGCGAGUUCUAUGAGUACCAUGCACUAAUGAUGGAGGAGGAAGGAGCCGUGAUUGUUGGGCUGCUGGUCGGCCUGAACGUGAUUGAUGCCAAUCUGUGUGUGAAGGGAGAGGACCUAGACUCCCAGGUUGGAGUGAUUGAUUUCUCAAUGUAUUUAAAAAAUGAAGAAGAGACGGGGAACAAAGAAAGGAAUGUUCAAAUUGCAGCCAUCUUAGACCAAAAGAAUUACGUGGAGGAACUAAAUAGACAACUCAACAGCACAGUCAGCAGCCUCCAUUCAAGAGUGGACUCGUUAGAAAAGUCCAACACGAAGCUCAUCGAAGAGUUAGCAAUAGCGAAGAAUAAUAUCAUUAAGCUCCAAGAAGAAAACCAUCAGUUACGUAGUGAAAACGAGUUGAUCUUAAUGAGAACGCGGCAGCAUCUGGAGGUUACCAAAGUGGAUGUGGAAACAGAGCUUCAGACAUAUAAGCAUUCCCGGCAAGGUCUAGACGAAAUGUACAAUGAUGCAAGGAGGCAGCUUCGAGACGAGUCACAGCUCCGACAGGAUGUGGAGAAUGAGCUGUCAGUACAAGUUGGCAUGAAGCAUGAGAUUGAGCUUGCUAUGAAAUUGCUGGAGAAGGAUAUUCAUGAGAAACAAGACACUCUCAUAGGCCUUCGGCAACAGCUGGAAGAGGUCAAAGCAAUCAACAUCGAGAUGUACCAAAAGCUGCAGGGCUCUGAAGACAGCUUGAAAGAAAAGAAUGAAAUAAUUGCCCGACUAGAAGAAAAGACCAAUAAAAUCACCACGGCCAUGAGGCAGCUGGAGCAAAGAUUGCAGCAAGCAGAGAAGGCACAGAUGGAAGCUGAGGUCCAGGAUGAGAAAUAUGCCCAAGAGUGUCUGAGCAGAUCCGACAGUCUGCAGAGACAGAUCUCACAGAAGGAGCAGCAGCUGGUGCAGCUGGAAACCGAUUUGAAGAUUGAGAAGGAAUGGAGGCAGACUCUGCAAGAAGAUCUUCAAAAGGAGAAAGAUGUCCUAGCUCAUCUUAGAAAUGAGACCCAACAAAUCAUUAGUCUCAAAAAAGAGUUUCUUAACCUCCAGGAUGAAAAUCAGCAGUUGAAAAAAAUAUACCAUGAACAAGAACAGGCUCUGCAAGAACUUGGCAGCAAACUCUUCGAAUCCAAACUUAAAAUAGACGACAUAAAAGAAGCCAACCAAGCAUUACAGGGACUGGUCUGGCUGAAAGACAAAGAGGCAACACACUGUAAGCUUUGUGAGAAGGAAUUUUCACUCUCCAAAAGAAAGCACCACUGUAGAAACUGCGGGGAAAUUUUCUGUAAUGCCUGCUCUGACAACGAGCUGCCUUUGCCUUCUUCACCAAAGCCAGUGCGAGUCUGUGAUUCCUGUCAUGCAAUACUCAUUCAGAGAUGCUCCUCUAAUGUGCCAUGACACUAGAACUCUAUCUCCUGCACAGAAGCACCUGCCGUGAGUGUGAGGACUGAGUGUCCAGUCAGCACUGUGCCUCUCCUCCAGCUAACACCCAGGAUUCUAAGUUGUAUAGUUAGUAUUCCGUUUCUGCACUUACUCAAGAUUUUAAGAUAGCAUGUUUUAUCACUACUUGGAACAGUCAUGUAACCCUUAAGGAAAGGCCAGAUAGCAGAGCUAAUAAUGCACAUUUGCCUUAUCUUCUAGAGGCCUUCUUGAGAACAAGGCCACAGCUUGUUUGUUUCUGAACUGUCAAGUUGGCACCGAUGGUGCCUGUAAUUCUCUUAAUGCACUUUAAAGCUUCACAAUUCUCAGAGGAAGACUGGAAAUGCACUCAUUUUGUGAUAUGCCAAUUGAACAUCCUUUUUUGAAACAAGGUUGAAACAAAGUUGUCCAUUUUUGACCAUGAACUCAUAGACUUCCUUGCCUCAGCUUUGAAGUGCUGGGGUCAUAGGUGUGGGCCUCCAUACGAGGUCUGUAUAGUCUUCAUUGUCUGGUAAGGUUCUAACUUAAUUGUAUUUAUUUGUUCUUUUCCCCUCGUCUACAAUGGAAAAGGCCAAUAGUUUUUUCCCAUACCUUUCUUUUUGCUUGCCUACACCUUUCAUAUAGUGGAUUAAAGGACCAGCUUUUCCUUCUACUCUUUAAGGAAUGUUAUAUAUAACCACCAUCCUCAUCACAGAUGCUACUUUUUGUAAAGGGUUGGACCCCAAAGACCCCACAGGCUUUUAAAGAUCCUAAGCAUUAAAAAUAAGAGCAUUUAGCCAGUCGGUGGUGGUGCACGUUUUUAAUCCCAGCACUGGUCUACAGAGCAAGCUCUAGGACAGGCACCAAAACUACACAGAGAAACCCUGUCUCAAAAUACCAAAACAAUAACAAAAAAGAGCAUUUAAAACUGCCUAUGCUAUGACAUAAUUAAGUCCCCCUGCCCCCCAAUUCUCUUAGGAAACUUCUAGCAUUACAUUCCAGUGUUUACACCUAUCCACAGUAGAAUUUCACCCUAUGUAUUAAGUACCUUUAUGCUAUGGUCUUAGGCAGAUAGUAGUUUCUUUUUUUCCAGCAGAAAAACAUUAAGUUACUUAAACCAUGACCAUUCAGGAUCUUAAAUAUAUUAAUUUCUGGUCUUGCACUUUUAAAUCUAUAAGCUCUCUAUAGAGAUUUUACAUUCCUAAAGACAGUUUAGUGAUUAGUUACUUUCCUGAUCCUAAUUCUUCAGGAUCUUUUCAUCUGUUAUAUUUCAGUAAAUUUUAUAAAUUGCCAAAAUGACAAAACCAGUAUUUUCACCAGCUUCUGGGGUCAACUUAAAUUAGAUCUGUCAGAUUUUGAGGCGUCCCAUUUUGGAAACGGACUCAUGUAACCUAAGUUGGCCUCUAACUUGGUGUGUAGCAGAUGACCUUGAACUGAUUCUCUGACCUCCAUACCCCCCAGCUGCUGAGAUUAUAACUGUGUGCUGUUUUAUGUGGUGCUGGGGAUGGAAGCCCUGGCUUUGUGCAGGUUGGCCAGGUAUUCUACCAACUGAGCUACACUCCCUCCUCCCCGCUGCAGAUGUCAUUUGUUGAGUACUGACAGAAAUGGCCUUAAAGCAGAAUUAAGAUGGUUAAGACAGAAGGCAGGAAGGCCACAAGUUCAAGGCCACCCUGGUUCAUCCCUAGAGCUUCAGAUAUAUGAAACAGUGAAAACCUGGCUCAGAAACUGGAAAAAUAAAAAUUAUAUUCUUGAAGCAUUUUGUAUCAAUGGGGAUAGACUAAUAACAUUUUUAUGACUGCUGAAAGUGAGCAUAAAUGAAAAAAACUCCAAAUAUUUCAUUAUGUGCUUUUUGUCACAAACAUGGGCCUUUUCUGGGGCAGCAUUAACUUGAGCCCCACUGUCUAGGAUGAGGCUAUAGCUCAGUGGUAAAAUGUUUGUUUACUGUGGAUGAUAAAGCCCUGGGUUCUCAAUCCACAGCACUACCACCAAACAAAAUCACACAAUCUCAGUUUAGGAUACCCCAUUCAUUACAAACCAUUCCCAAGCUGCUGUCAUUCCCUUACUUACCCUAGCCAGCACUCCCACAAAGAUAUGAUCAUGGUGCCAAGGAAUUGUAAUUCAAAUCUGUAUGUUUUUAAAAUAAAUGUGACUUUUAUAAAACAAAGUUUUGAGAAACUAA